Messenger RNA from Microthlaspi erraticum, 858 nucleotides. NCBI's taxonomy places the organism in Eukaryota, Viridiplantae, Streptophyta, Magnoliopsida, Brassicales, Brassicaceae. The record is from the annotation of a GenBank genome assembly.
AUGGAUGAUGCUCAAUGCAAGUAUGCAACCACAGAGAAGGAGCUCCUUGCCAUAGUCUUUGCCUUUGAGAAGUUUCGAAGCUAUAUAGUUGGGUCCAAGGGAGUAGAGAAUGGAGUUGCUGAUCAUCUCUCUAGGAUGCGAGUUGAAGACAUGAUCCCCAUCAAUGAUUCUAUGCCUGAAGAACAGCUUAUGGCAAUCAUGAUCUUGAAGGAGAGUUUUGAUGAGAAAGCCAGGCUGGAAGAAGUUAAGGCUCUGCGUGAUGAGAAUUUGCCAUGGCAUUACUAUUGGGAUGAGCCCUACCUGUACAAGAGAGGACCAGACAGCAUUUACAGGAGAUGCAUAGCUGAAGAGGAUGUGCAAGGAGUUCUAGAGCAUUGCCAUGGGUCAGUUUAUGGAGGUCACUUUGCUACAUUCAAAACAGCAACUAAGGUUUUGCAAUCGGGUUUAUGGUGGCCUACUUUGUUUAAGGAUGCAGCAGACUACAUUGCCAAGUGUGAUCCAUGCCAAAGGAAAGGAGGGAUCACCAAGAGGGACGAGAUGCCACUAAACCCAAUUCUACCUGUACAAGAGAGGACCAGACAGCAUUUACAGGAGAGAGGACCAGACAACAUUUACAGGAGGUGCAUUGCUGAAGAGGAUGUGCAAGGAGUUCUAGAGCAUUGCCAUGGGUCAGUUUAUGGAGGUCACUUUGCUACAUUCAAAACAGCAACUAAGGUUUUGCAAUCGGGUUUAUGGUGGCCUACUUUGUUUAAGGAUGCAGCAGACUACAUUGCCAAGUGUGAUCCGUGCCAAAGGAAAGGAGGGAUCACCAAGACGGACGAGAUGCCACUAAACCCAAUUCUACCUGUACAAGAUUAA